AUGGAUGCUGUCGUGGAUAAGCUCAUUCAAACGGCCAAGGCCAUCGCCACCCCGCGACUCAAGGAUCUGAUCAAGUCCAUUCGCUCAUGCAAGACUGCUGCAGAGGAGCGGGCCGUCAUCGCAAAAGAGUCGGCCUCCAUCCGUACCGCUUUCAAGGAGGAGAACAUGGACACGAGACACAUCAACGUCGCAAAACUGCUCUAUAUCCAUAUGCUGGGCUAUCCUGCCCACUUUGGCCAGAUGGAGUGUUUGAAGCUCGUUGCCUCCCCCAAGUUCAGCGACAAGCGGCUGGGAUACCUCGGAAUCAUGCUCCUCCUCGAUGAGAACCAAGAAGUGCUGACCCUGGUGACCAACUGCCUGAAAAACGAUAUGGCCAAUCCAAACAUGUUCAUUAUGGGGUUGGCGCUGUGCACUCUCGGCAACAUCUCCUCGCCCGAGAUGUCCCGCGAUCUGUGCUCCGAAGUCGAGAAGCUCAUGUCGAGCUCAAAUGCGUAUGCACGCAAGAAGGCCAACCUGUGUGCCCUCCGCAUCAUCCGCAAAGUGCCAGAUCUGAUGGAAAACUUCUUCCCAAAGGCCAGGAACUUUGUCAACGAGCGCAACCACGGCGUUCUGCUCACCGGCAUCACCCUCUUGACAGAGAUGUGCGCCAUCAACAAGGAAGUCAUCCCCGAGGUUCGAAAGCUCGUUCCUGCCCUGGUUGGCCACUUGAGCAAUCUCUCCAAGCCCGGGUUCAGUCCCGAGCAUGACGUUUCGGGCGUCACCGAUCCCUUCCUCCAAGUCAAGAUCCUGCGCCUUCUGCGAAUCCUGGGUCGAAACGAUGUAGAGGCCAGCGAGCUGAUGAAUGACGCUCUAGCAACUGUUGCCAACAACACCGAGGCCUCCAAGAACGUUGGCAACGCCAUCUUGUACGAGACAGUGUUGACCAUCAUGGAUAUCGAGAGCGAAAAGUCUCUGCGUGUCCUUGCCAUCAACAUCCUCGGUCGCUUCCUCAGCAACCGCGACAACAACAUCCGAUACGUUGCCUUGACUACCCUGACAAAGACCUCGUCCAGGCCUGAGACUGCCGACUCCUCAGCCCUGCAGCGCCAUCGCUCGACGAUCCUGGAGUGCUUGCGCGAUCCCGAUGUCUCGAUCCGUCGACGCGCCCUCGAUCUGUCGUUCUACCUGAUUGACAGCGCCAACAUUCGACUGCUGACUCGCGAGCUCUUGAGCUUCCUGGAGGUUGCCGAGGGCGAGGUCAAAGCCAGCGUCGCAUCCCGCAUUUGCGACUACGCCGGCCGCUUCCGCCCCAACAAGCGCUGGGAGAUCGACACUGUGUGCCGAGUUCUGCGCGUCGCCGGCGCCUUUGUCGACCAGCUUGUCAUCAACCACUUUGUCAAGCUCGUGUCGACCUCGCCUGUCGAGCUCCAGCAGUACACCGUCCGUAAGCUGUACAACAUUGUCAAGAGCGAGGGCGACGCUGCUUUGAUGCAGGAGGGCCUCGUCCAGGCCAUGGUCUGGUGCUGCGGCGAAUACGGCGACACCCUCACCACGGGCACCUCGCGAAUCCUCGGUGCUGACGACGAAGCUGGCGACGAUGCCAAUGCCGACCCGCACCUAAGCGACUACCAGACCGCCCCCUCCGAAAGCGAGGUUUACGAGACGUUUGCCUCGAUCCUCAAGGGCCCGUACGCCACGGACGAUGUCCAGGAAUACGCUCUCACGGCCCUGGCCAAGCUGUCGACGCGAUUCCAACAGACCGCCGUCAUUAGCCAAAUCAGGACACUCAUCGCUCGAUACAAGGUCAACAUCGAUGUUGAGAUUCAGCAGCGUGCUGUCGAGUACACCAGUCUCUUUGGCCUCGAUCGCGAGAUCAGCGUCGCCAUCUUGGAGGGCGUCCCCGUCCUCGAAAGCGCCCUGAGGGAAGAGGAUCUCAAGGGCAAGGGAACCAUCGGUACGAUUCCUGUGUGCAUAUCCGAUGCUGCCGAUGCGCCCGCCAAUGUUGGCGUAUCCCUUUCUUCAGCACUAGAGAUGCCAAACUGCUCACUGACAAUUUGUGAUGCCUCUCCACGCGCCGAUGUACCCUUCCUGCCGUCUGAUCUGCGGCCAUUCUGUGGCGUGUCGGCGGUCUGCCGCUGGUCUUUGUCUUGCCAACUCAUCUGCUCCAGCUGCCAUGACCAGCCCAACCAUGGGAUUUGGCGCUCCUGCAGUGGAUUUGUCGGCUCCUGCACCCAAGAUGAACGUUGGCGGAGGUGUAAGUAA
Polychytrium aggregatum is the source of this 2241-nucleotide messenger RNA. RefSeq names its product adaptin N terminal region-domain-containing protein. The record is from RefSeq and is a predicted model, not a curated record. Gene Ontology annotation, molecular function: clathrin-cargo adaptor activity. The transcript has 8 exons. The coding region runs from base 1 to 2241 and encodes 746 amino acids. Gene Ontology annotation, cellular component: Golgi apparatus; AP-1 adaptor complex; membrane coat. NCBI's taxonomy places the organism in Eukaryota, Fungi, Chytridiomycota, Chytridiomycetes, Polychytriales. Gene Ontology annotation, biological process: Golgi to vacuole transport; receptor-mediated endocytosis; intracellular protein transport.